Messenger RNA from Entamoeba nuttalli P19, 2502 nucleotides. Its product is annotated as Rho guanine nucleotide exchange factor, putative. Gene Ontology annotation, molecular function: guanyl-nucleotide exchange factor activity. The transcript has a single exon. Bases 1 to 2502 code for a protein of 833 amino acids. The record is from RefSeq and is a predicted model, not a curated record. NCBI's taxonomy places the organism in Eukaryota, Evosea, Mastigamoebida, Endamoebidae.
AUGAGUUUGGGAGUAUCAUCUAUUCAAUCAUCUGACAAAUCCCUUGAACCUAAACUAGCUUCAGAAGAACGAAAGUCAUGUCCUUUUCCAGAGCAUUCUAAAACACCACAACGCUCAAAACAUUCAUUAUCACCUACAACAAAAGCAUUGAAACCACAACGACCAUCAAAGAAAAAAGGAGAACAACGACAUUCAGUGUUAUUUAAAACACAAUUCUGUUUAAAUGUAGAUGACAUGAAUAAUACUGGUUCUCAUCAAUCACUUGUUGUUCCAUCAUCAUAUGACUUAAGUAGAACAUUACGUGAAGAAGAAGGAUAUUCUGUUUCAGUAAGUAAUCCAUCUAAUUCAUCAGAUGGAAUACUAUCGAAAGUUCCUCCAAGUGAUGAAUUAAAAUCUGAUUCUAUCGAAACAAAUGGCAUAAAAGAAAGUUGUGAGGUUGUCUCAAAACUAAAUGAACAUCCUAUUGUUGUUAGUACACAUCCAGAAACAACCCUUCAUUCUAAAAAAGAUUCAAAAGAAAAAGUUGGUAAAACUACAAAAGUUAGAGAAGGUCAAUUAGACAAAGACAAAAUUCUUAUUCGUACUUCUGAAGAACUUAAUCCAAAACCACUUAUGGUUCAACGUAGUGAAUUGGAUCUUCAAAGACUGAAAGAGGCAAAGCAUGAUUUUGCCAUAGAUAUUUUUGAAGACGUGGCACUUGGAAAGGUUACUUUAGCUGACAAUGAAACAAAAAGUGCACAACACACUCCAAGAGAAGAGGAUGAAGCUAGUAGGAGAAAAACAAUGCAACCAAAUAUAUUGAAAAGGAAUUUAUUUUUAAGAAGAGAAAAUAGUGAUAGAGUAAGAAAAAGUGAAGAUAAAAGUCAGUUUGUUAGAGUUCAAAAAGGAAAAGAUUCAGUUCCUGAUGAUAAUGAAGAAACAGAAACAUUUAGUGAUGACCCAGGAAUGGAACAAAAUGAAGGAUUAACACACACUUAUGUUGAUAAAGAAGACCUUGAUAUAUUAAUUUCUGGAGAUGAUAGUAAAUUAAGAAAAUAUCUAGAAAGAAAUAGAAUUACUGUUGGAUUUCCUAUUAAGGGAUAUAAAGAAGCGUUGGUAUUAGAUAUUAGAAAUGGAGAUGAUAAUCCAUUUGAACAAAUGAAAGAAAUUAAUGCAAUGGUUAAUAAAAGAAAAACAGAAUUUAUUGAACAACAUCAAGGAAUCAUUGUAAAAGAAAUAACUAUUGAAGAAAAAGAUAAAAAGAAACGAGGAAAAGUUAAUAAAAAGAAUAUUCAAGUUGUUGAAUUUGAAGGAGAAGAAAUUGAAGAAAAAGAAAUGAAAAAUGAAGAAAAAAUGAGACAUAUUCAAAUAACUGGAUUUAGCAAUCAAAAAGAAUAUUUUAAUAAAUUAAAUGAAAAAGAACAAAGUCAAUUUGAAAAUUAUAAAAAUACAUUAAUGGAAUUAUGGUUUACAGAAGAAAAUCAUGUUCAAUCAUUAGACAUUUUAUUAAAUUGUUAUUUAAAACCAUUAAAUGAAAGUAAAUAUAAUAAAUCAGUAAGAAAAAUGAAUAUUCAAAUUGAACAACUUCUUAAAUUACAUACUCUUUUUUAUAAUAAAUUAACAGACAGAAUUGAUCAAGCAGGUGAUGAUAUUCCAAUUAUUUCUGAUUUAUUAAGAUAUUUCUUUCAUUUCGUAAAGUCUACAUGUCCUUAUAUUGUCGAAUAUAAUUCAAAUUUAAGGUUAGUCAAUGAGUUAGUUAAACAUUCAACUGCAAUAAACAUUAUAGAAGAAAGUAGAAAGAAAUAUGAAGAAAGUCAUCAAGGAAUUGUUAUUCAAAGAAUUCAAUCAUAUUUGAUUAUGCCAAUUCAAAGAAUACCUAGAUAUGUAUUAUUAAUUAAAGAUAUGUUAAAAAACUCACCACCAUUAUCCCCUGAUACAGAUAAAUUAGUUGAAUGUUAUCAAUUGAUAUUGGACGUUGCUGCAUGGAUAAAUGAAAAAAAAUUAUAUGAAGAAGAAAGAGAAAAGUACAAUAUAGUUUUAAAAAUAAUUACUGGGUUAUAUGAUAUGAAUAAAUCUUGUAGAAGAUUUAUUGUUAGUGGAUAUUGUAAAUAUCUUGAUAUGGAAUCUCCAAAUGGAGUGAAUAGUGCAUAUUUCUUUUUAUUUAAUGAUGUUCUUAUAGAAACUCAAGUUAUAAGACAUCACAACCAUAAGAUUAAAAGAAAACAAUUAUUUAAUGUUUAUAAGUUAAUUAAUGACUAUGGAACUGUUGAAGAUUUUAAAGAUGAUAUGUUCCAAGUCCAAUGUGUAUUUAUGGUUACAGAAGAUGCUAUUGUUUCUUAUGGGACAAAUCCUUCAUUUGGCCCUUCUAUUUCUUUUACUUCUCCUUUAUCUGAUAUGCAAGUCACACUUGUCUUUGAUAAUCCUUUAGAUGCUAAUGCUUGGUUUGUUGCUUUAGCUUAUACUAUUAAAUUAUCUCCUCGUUUGAAUGAAUCAAAGAACAUAUUUAAUAUCAGAAAUGAAUAA